GUCAUGGAGUGUGCGUGUCUCGUGGACUGAUGAUAGAAAUGAAGGCGGUGCCGUGUUUAGUGAUUUGUUUAUUGGCGGGAGUGAACGCUGGUGAUUUCACCGAUGAAGAGUACUACAGCCUGCCAUUACUGUUCCACCUGGACCGCUAUGACGCGUGCCUCUCCAGCACAGACGGGCUCUACUGCCUCGGCACCUUCCACCUCACAUCGGAGCAGCGGAACCCCAUAUAUAAAAUUAUGCAGGAGUAUUCAAACAACAGUGAUCAUUACAACCACACGCAACUGCACCGUGGUUACUGCGUGAGCGCGCGCUGCCCGCACACCGCGCCCGACUGGAACUCGACGCAGCGCUUCGAGAGGUGUGCGCAGGAGUUGGUGCGCGGCCGGUCACUGCGCUCAAGCUUACACCAGCUCCACUACUGCCACACACACAAGGAUGCGAACACCUCCUUCGUACCCGAUACGCCGCAGAUAGUGUUCGUCGCCAUCGUGGCGGUUUUCGUAGUGAUCAACGUCAUCGGCACCACAUACGAUCUGAUGUUUAAAGAUGAGUUAAAAAAAUCUAAGGUGCUCUGUGCGUGGUCUGUUAUUUCCAACUGGCAGCGUCUGAUUAGUGAUCGCGUGCAUUCGGACCCGGCGCGCGCGGUCCUGCUGCCCCUGGAAGGAGUUAGGGUAGUCCUGUUAGCUAUAGUAGUGGCGGUCCACACAGGAUUUAUCCACUACAUGCUGUAUGCAUAUGAUCCCCGGGCGUUAGAACGAAUGAUGCAGCACCCGCUAUUGCUGAUCGUGAAGAACGGCACAGCGAUGGUGCAGUGCUUCAUGGUGCUUGCCAGCUUCCUGUUCGCUUACAACAUUCUCCUGCACUCGAAGAAUCACGAGGUCACGUUCCGCAUGUUGCCCAAAUGUAUUUUUCACAGAUACAUUAGGCUGACCCCCGUGCAGCUGGCGGCGGUGGGGUGGGCUGCGUGGUGGUGGAGUGCCGUUCGCGGCGGGCCGCAGUGGGCGUUGGCGCGCGAGGAGGCGGCCGUGUGCCGCCGCCGCCUGUGGCUGCACGCACUCUACCUGCACAACCUGCUCGAGCCGCAGCACUUCUGCCUGCUGCCCACGUGGUCGUUGGCAGUGGAUAUGCAGCUGCAUUUGGUGGCUGUAGUCUUAACACUCGCUUUAAUACGAAUGGGCCGGCGUGCUGUGCCAAUACUGGCCGCGAUGUUUCUGGGAUCUUGCCUUUUAAACGCAUACCUCAUUUACAUCUUCGAAUGGAAGUCGAUGCUGUAUGUGAUGAACCCGCAGAAUACCUUCAUGAAGUUUGUGGACGUGCCUUCAUUUUACCAUUUCUACAUAUCGCCGUGGGGCAGCCUCCCGUCCUGCCUACUGGGCUUGUUGCUCGCCAAUAUUCACUUCCAGCAACAACUGAACGGCUUCAAAGCGACUGAGUAUAAAUGGUUUGUAUGGACGUACAAGCUGUCUGUUCCCCUGAUAGUGGGGUUCACGUACACGGGCUACUUCGUCCAGCAGUACACGUCGUCGGUGGUCACCACCGCGCACACUGCCCUCGAGCGGCCACUGUUCGUCCUCCUCUUCGCAAUCUUCAUGUUGGGAACGUUCAAUAAACUUGAUAGUAUCUUCAAAGACAUUUUGUCGUGGCGAAUCUGGCGUCCCCUGGCGCGCAUGUCGCUGUCGGUGCUGACGGUGCACUGGUGCGUGACCGUGGUGUUCGUGGCCGCGCGGCCUCAGCCGCUCACGUCCUCUUACCUCGACAUUAUGGCCGACUGGAUGGUGACAAUGAUAAUCACGUAUAUAAUAUCGAUGCCCGUCACCAUCCUCAUCGAGAUGCCGGUGCAGAGAUUCUUCACUGCGCUCUUGUUUUGAAGUACUGCAGAAAAAAAAACAUAUUUAUUACCUUUUGAACCACACCUACCCGUAAUACCCCUCAGACGUUGUUUUUCCUGAACCUCUAGACAAGUGACAAGCGAAUCCGUCAAUGGAAUCGACAUCGCUAGAGAGUCCGUGAGUUGGAACGAGUCACCCGGCGUUGCUAUCUCAUUCUAUCUCACGCACUCGCUAGCGAUGUCGAUCCCGUCGACGAAUUCGUUUGCCAAUUGUCUAGAGGCCCUGGGGGUUACAGAGAAUCCACGUCCUGUAAUUUCACUGCCAACCGAAAGGCGGAAAUAAAACGUGUAAGCAUAUUACUACUUAGUAGAUGUGUGGGCCAACAAUAUGUAAAACUAUUUCAAAUUUCAAGUAGUUGCUGAGAUUAAGCAUUAAAAAAGACAGAUGGACAAAGUCACAUCAUAGAGGUUCUUUGUACCUUUUGGCUACGAAACCCUGAAAAGGAAAACUACAAAGGAUUAAAAAAUUUGUAACACUUACUGUCUGUACUUUAACUAACAAUGGUAGAAUUACUAUAUUUAAUUCAGGCAUAUGCCUGAACGAAUUUGGGGGUAUCGUUAGAAUUCUUAUAUCAUUUUUAUUGACACUGGCUAUAAGAAUCUGUAAAAAAAAAGAAAACAUUUUGACGGCUGUGUGGUUCCAUUUUUAAAUGAGACUUUUUUUUCAAUGGGUAUAGUCGUGUAUUUUUUUUAUUACAAUUGCUUGUUUCCUUUUUCAAAAUAUAUCUCGCGGUUUGUUUUUGAUCGGGCGUUUAAGAAAUAAAUUUAUCUUAAUUUGGAUUUGGCUGCUCUAUGUUGUUGCAUGAUUUCUCAUACAGGAUUACCUUAAGGUGUGAGUAUUUUUGCUUAUCGAAUAAUUAGCGGAUCCGCUAACGACUGGCAUAAGAACAUUACCCAUUGUUUAUACGAAGAAAUACUGCGUAAGUUGUAGAUUUAAAGAUGUAAGAAUGUAAUAAAAUACAAGGGAACUGAAUUUAA
Molecule: messenger RNA, 2866 nt
Organism: Galleria mellonella (greater wax moth)
Lineage: Eukaryota; Metazoa; Arthropoda; Insecta; Lepidoptera; Pyralidae
Product: O-acyltransferase like protein-like
Exons: 13
Coding region: 30-1868 (612 amino acids)
Source: RefSeq, a predicted model, not a curated record